Molecule: messenger RNA, 639 nt
Organism: Theobroma umbraticum
Lineage: Eukaryota; Viridiplantae; Streptophyta; Magnoliopsida; Malvales; Malvaceae
Source: RefSeq, a predicted model, not a curated record
AUGUUUCAGCAAGCUGGAGCUGUGAAAGCCCAAGAAAUCACAACAGGCCCUGCUGGUAUCCAAACUGAAGCAGAAAGCUUUAACAACAAGAAAAUAUUGCAAUCUUCUUGUUCAUGGAACCUAUGGAAGCAACUGAUGAAAGAGGCUACGGAAUCAUCAACUGAUACUCAAAAUGCACUGAUGGUUGUGGCAGUCCUGAUAGUAACGAUCACAUACCAAGCAAUUCUGAGCCCACCAAGUGGUUUUUGGUCAGCAGAGAGUAAAAAUUCUACGACGGUCAGCACCCACGUCGUUCAGAAGAGAUCUAGAACCAUGACGCCUGGAGGGACUAUCAUGUGUAUAAACCCUCCGAUAUUUUCUGUGUUCAUUGGUUUUAAUUCAAUUGGUUUCAUUGCAUCAGUUGCCAUGAUCUUUCUCCUCACCAGUGGAUUCCCUCUCAAGGCAGGCUUCCGGCUGGCCAUGUUUUCAAUGAUUGGUACUUAUGUCGUAGCUAUAAUCUAUACAGGUCCAACGAAAAUGAGUGAUAUAUAUAUGACGGUCACUGUGAUGGGAAUUCUAUUUCUUGCGGAGUUUGCACGGUUUACCAUAUGGUUGUUCAAGAAAUGGAGAGUUGGUCCAGAUACAAGGAGAAAGCAUUAG